Molecule: messenger RNA, 717 nt
Organism: Stylophora pistillata
Lineage: Eukaryota; Metazoa; Cnidaria; Anthozoa; Scleractinia; Pocilloporidae
Product: programmed cell death protein 5
Cellular component (GO): nucleus; cytosol
Molecular function (GO): DNA binding
Source: RefSeq, a predicted model, not a curated record
UUCAAUUAUGGCGGAGGACAGUGAGUUGGCAGCCAUUCGGGCGAAGCGUUUGGAGGAACUGCAAGGGCAAUAUGGGGGUCAAAAUGCUGCACAAAUGCAACAGCAACAGGAAGCCAUGCAAAGGGAGGCUGAAAUGAAAAACAGUCUUUUGUCUCAAAUACUGGAGCAAGGCGCCAGAGCAAGAUUGAACAGCAUAGCACUGGUUAAACCAGAAAAGGCAAAAAUGAUGGAAAGCAUGUUAAUACAAAUGGCCAGGUCAGGGCAGAUAGCUGGAAAGUUAUCAGAGUCCCAAUUGGUGAGUCUACUCCAGGAAGUUAGUGAGCGAACCCAAAAGAAAACCACAGUAAAGUUCAACAGGAAGCGGCUUGAUGAUUCUGAUGAUGAUGACUACUGACUAUUAUCGAAUUCCAAAUGGUUUGAGACCUGCAAAAGUACAAUAAUAAAAGUUAUGAUACCUUGUGUAAAAAACUUGAAGUCCAUCAGGGAAUGAUCAAGAGGAGAAUGAACCAGCAGCUCAGUGACACAAAAGCUAUUUUGUUGAACUUUUCUUCUCAUGUAUAGAGGCUAUGAAACAUUUGUUUAUUGCUUGAGUGUGAGUAAAUGCUACAUUCGUGUUGAAUGUAUUGAAGAAUGUUCAUAUCAGAAGCUUUGCAGAGAGGAUACGUUAGCUCAGUAAGCUGUGUAAGAUGCAAUGAUAUAAACCAGCAAAUAGUGAUA